AUGGGUGGUGGUCAUAACAUCACUACAGCACCUACCAACCCCAUCAUCAAUACCGCAGAAUCCAUUCUUACCCUACCUCUUGUUGGAAACAAGAAGGCACUGAAGAAGUUCACUGGAGAUUACAGAGAAGUCUCAAGGUUCAUCAGACACUUUGAAAGGUUGUGCCAACAACAUGACAUCACUUCAGACCAAGACAAGUGCGAGACUAUUAGACUCUACUGCUCUACAAGUGUCGUUGAGUUUAUUGAAGGAUUGAAGUCAUUUAUUGAUGGACAGUGGGAUGCAUUAAAGAAGGAUCUAGAGAAGUACUAUGAUGCUGCUCUCUAUACUCAGCGUUUCAAGAAGAAGGAUCUUACAGAGUUUGUGAAGAAGACUAAGUACAAGCGUAUGGGAGACCUAGCAGCAUGGUGGAGAUAUGCUAGAGAUUAUAUCAAGAUUGGUGGAUGGUUAAAAGGAAAAGGUAAGAUUACUGAAGAUGAAUUGAAUACUUACUUC
This is a messenger RNA of Heterobasidion irregulare TC 32-1, 495 nucleotides long. RefSeq lists its product as uncharacterized. The transcript has a single exon. The record is from RefSeq and is a predicted model, not a curated record. NCBI's taxonomy places the organism in Eukaryota, Fungi, Basidiomycota, Agaricomycetes, Russulales, Bondarzewiaceae. The annotation marks the transcript as partial.